GCUGCGCCCGAUCUGCGCUACCUCGGCACGCCAACCCCAUCGCGCGUGGGCAACACGAUAUCGUCGACUAGCUCGCGGAAGUUGGUGGGCGAGAGCGACAAGUCCAAGUUCGAAUUCUUUGUGGGGCAGGCUGCUUGCCUGCCAGAGUCCAGCGCGGAUCCGCCCAAGACGGCGCGUUGCGGCGGGUCGUUCCUGUUGCCCCUGUGGACAUUGAUCACAGUUUUGCGGGACCCGCCAGUCGACGGCGACGAGUUCGACACUGAGGAUUUCCCGCUGGAGCGUGUGAUGCAUGUAGGGUAUGAAGCCGUCGGUGCGCCGAAAGUCGGGCAACCCAUGGGUGGUGCUGCUGGCAGAUCUCAGCAUGGGGGCGGUGACGAUCUCGGCGAAGACGACGGUGCUUGCGGAUGCGGUGCUUGGGAUUCGCUGGCGGCCGAUGCCACCGUCGACGCCUGCUCAGCGCGACAGCUGUAUGACCCAGGCCACGACAGGACCCGUGCGGGCACGAUCGGCGCGCUGGAGCUCUACAGGCCGCGCCGUCAGGCCUUGAAGCUCCUGGGCGUGAUCGGUUUCAUUCUGGAGACGCGGGUGAGCUUCGUGGGAUGGAUCUCCGCCUGCCGCGACGCCUUCAUGGAGUUGUCGGAGACGGCCCAGGGGUGGGUUACCGACCUCAGCGAGUGGGCGGAGUGGGUUCGGAAGUUGAUCCCGUCGCAGCGGUGGGCGGCCACCAGCGCUUCGCUGGUGCUCAUGCUGCUGUGGGGGGCCCACGAGAUGCACGAGCCGGAGGAGCCUGGUCAGUCUUCGGCGGCAUAUCUCGCUUCGGGCUCUGCAGUGGGAGACGUGGACGCCUCGCUCGCGAGCCCCCCGCUGCCGCCGCCCGCUUGCGCCCCGCUCGAUGCCGCGACCCUCGGGCACUUAAACGACCUGGCGGAGUCGCAGCGCGCAGCGGCGGCUAAGUUGGACGAGAUGAGGCACCCGACAAAGAGGGCAGCUACCGAGCAGCCCGGAGCGGCGCAGCCGGCCAUCGAGCGGACGCAGUUCAAGGCGCAGUCGCCUCAGCAGGCGCUCAUGGGGCAGUCGGAGGAGUUCAGGGGGGUCCCAGCUAGCGAGUGGGCCACCAUGAUGCCGAAAGACUUCGCGGGGCGCAUCGCCGCGGACGCGCCGUCGGAGAUCUACGCGCCAGGGAAGGGCGCGGAAGCUCGGGCUCGCGAUUUCACCCGAGAUCGCGGGCCCAUGGACUGCAGCGCGGCGCGGGAGAUGACAGCGAUCUUCGCCGCGGCGGACACGAUGCUGAUGACCGAUCGGCAGAAGGGAUUGCUCUACCAGAUGAGUUUCGAGCGGUCGGCGGGGCAGGGGCGCGCCCUGGCGCGGGCGCGCCGCGACGCGCACUCGAAGGACGACUGGGGCCAGCCCAAGGAUGCGACGAGCCGGAAGUCGAAGGCGGGCCGGGAAGCCACCCGUCGCCCGGGCCCGACGCGGGCGGACAAGGGCGCGAUUCGGGCAGCGGGCGCCGAGGAGGAGGCGGAGAAGGCCGCGGCCAAGGACUCGCAGCUGACGAAGGCUCCGUCGGACCUGGACAGCGCAGCGCGCCGAAUUGGGGCUCCUAUGUCACGGCGGCGCGACAUCCUGUCCGAGGCAUCGCUGCCCCCGCGCCCAGAGGGCCCUUGGUCGACGCCCCGCUGGGCGCCCUCGCUCUCGCGGGAGGGGGCGGGGGCCCUUGGGCGCGCCAAUCGUUGCCUCUUGGCGCCGGGGCAGCUCUGCCGCGCGAGCCCCGACGACAGGCCGCUGGAUCCGGAGGGCAUCUGGGGCCGGGGGCCGCUGCCCAGAAGCCCGGGCGGGGAUCGCUUUCGGCGAGCGCUGGGGGGAGUUCGCCGCCAGCGCCUUGCCGAGAAGCUGAGGCUGCGCCCUACUGUCCUGGAGGCGACCCAGCCCCAGUCGAACUCCAAGCAGAGGUUGGCCGAGCUUCGAGGAAGGAGCGCUGGCGGGCGCGGGCGGCCGCCAGACAGGGGCGAGACGACCCCUGCUCUGCGGGGCCGCGCGGCGCUGCCUCCUCCCGGGCCCAGACCGGCGAGCGCGGGGUCUGCGUCGCCGCGCGCGGCACAGAAGUUGGAGCCUUCCAAGGAGGAAAUGUCGAGGGGGCGCGGGGGCGACUGCGCGGCGAAGUGCGAGGCGCGGAACGACGAGGAUCGUCGAUUUCGCAGGAAGACGGACAUGCUACAGCUGGCCCACAUGAAGGCGACUGCAGGGAUGUUGGGCCAGAUACCCCGGAAGGUGGACGAGUUCGGUUUGUUCCGCGUGGUGAAGGAGGCCGAGAUGGGCGAAGAUGUCGGGCCUAACCAGGGCGACUUCGUGGUUCACGGCAUGGGCUACGCGUGGCCGGAGCUGCAGACGGGCCCGCCGAGGUCCAAGCGGGCGCGACCGGCGCGGCAUUGUCUACACUUGGCUGGAAAAGGUGGCCCACAGCCGCUCGAGUUCUGGGCAGUUCUCGACGACGCGGCGAGGUCGGCUGGACGAGUGAAGGAGGUUGACGCUGCCGAGCUUGCCUUGGACGCCUACCGGCGGUCCGCCGAGCCAUUCGGGCUGCGCGCGUCAGACAUUCUCAUCGGCAUGGACGCGGGUGACCAGCAGGUGGCGGCUCUGCGCCUCGGCGUCACUGAGCGGAGCGAGCGCGCCAAGGCGGGCGCCAGGCAGGACGCGCCGAUCGAUCGGAAGCACGUCGCCGAGAUGCUCAUCCGCAGGCAGAUGGAGAGGGAGCCGACUGACCGAGUGUUCAGCUGCACGGUAUACGUCGACCGCCGAGCUUCGCGGCGGGCCCGCGAG
Prorocentrum cordatum is the source of this 2817-nucleotide messenger RNA. Lineage: Eukaryota; Dinophyceae; Prorocentrales; Prorocentraceae. The record is from the annotation of a GenBank genome assembly.